Messenger RNA from Selaginella moellendorffii, 852 nucleotides. Its product is annotated as hydroquinone glucosyltransferase. The coding region runs from base 1 to 852 and encodes 283 amino acids. The transcript is spliced from 2 exons. Lineage: Eukaryota; Viridiplantae; Streptophyta; Lycopodiopsida; Selaginellales; Selaginellaceae. Gene Ontology annotation, molecular function: UDP-glycosyltransferase activity. The record is from RefSeq and is a predicted model, not a curated record.
AUGGUUGCGCGAGAAAUUUUUCUGAUGUUUGCUCCCGGCCAAUGGGAGGCGGCCAAGCCGCAUGGGGCGGGAGAAGAAGGCACAGCGACACGUGUGCCAGUGGUGUCCUGCCCCCGUGCCCGUUCUUCUGAAUGCCUCGACUGGCUCGACACCCAGGAGCCAGACUCAGUCCUCUAUGUCGCAUUCGGCAGCAGCAUAGCGAAGCUUUCGCAGGAGGAAUUCGAGGAGCUCGCGCUCGGUUUGGAGGCGAGCAAGGUGCCGUUCUUGCUCACAGUCAGGCCGCCCCAGUUCGUGGACGAGGGCGACACGACAGUCCUGGUGAAGAACAGUGACUUCUACAAGAACUUCGUCGAGCGGACCAAGGGACGAGACCUGGUGGUUUCAUGGGCGCCGCAGAGAGAAGUUCUGGCGCACAGGGCAGUGGCUGGAUUCGUGAGCCACUGCGGAUGGAACUCGGUCCUGGAGAGCGUCUCCAGCGGCGUGCCGAUCAUCUGCUGGCCUCGGAUAUACGAGGAGGGGCUCAACCGCAAGAUCAUGGCGGAGAGGUGCCGCAUCGGGGUGGAAGUUUCGGACGGGAGGAGCUCCGACGUGUUUGUGAAGCGGGAGGAGAUUGCUGAGGCCAUUGCGAGGAUCUUUAGCGACAAAGCUCGAAAGGCGAGAGCGAGGGAAUUCAGGGACCAAUGGGAGGCGGCCAAGCCGCGUGGGGCGGGAGAAGAAGGCACAGCGACACGUGUGCCAGUGUGGCAAUCGCAGCAAUUGUGCUUCUUCCUGCAAAGGUCUGUGUUCACAGUCAGCCCAGCAGCCGCUAAUUUGGCCCCCAACCCCAACAAUCUGGAUUUUUGUGUGCUGUGA